Molecule: messenger RNA, 1245 nt
Organism: Neoarthrinium moseri
Lineage: Eukaryota; Fungi; Ascomycota; Sordariomycetes; Amphisphaeriales; Apiosporaceae
Exons: 2
Coding region: 1-1245 (414 amino acids)
Biological process (GO): acetate metabolic process; phosphorylation
Molecular function (GO): acetate kinase activity
Source: RefSeq, a predicted model, not a curated record
AUGCGGGUCAUACUAUCAAUCAACGCCGGCUCGAGUUCCGUCAAGAUAUCCGUAUAUGCCGCAGAGCAUGGCCAAGCGCCGUCACAAUUAGCGGAAGCUCAGCUGAGCGGCCUCACAUCACCACCAGCUGAGUUGAAGUAUUCCCGGAAGGAUGUUACUGUCUGCAAGGACAAGAAGGUGGGAGAGGAUGUGAAGAGCCAGGAUGAUGCUUUCAAGGUCCUGCUCAAAACCCUUGUCGAGGACUCGGAUCUGGCGGAAAUCUCCAAGAAGGACGACAUCGCCAUUGCGUGCCACAGGAUUGUUCACGGCGGUGACUAUACUACGUCCCAGAAGAUCACCGAGGAUACUUACCACCAUCUUGAGGCUCUGACCGACCUCGCGCCCCUGCACAAUGCCAGCGCCCUCGAGAUUGUUAAGUCGUGCAUGGUUGAGCUACCCAAGGCUACCAAUGUCGCCUGUUUCGACUCGCAAUUCCACAGCUCUAUACCAGAGCAUAUUCGUACUUACCCCAUCAACCCGGAGAUCGCCAAGAGCAACAAGCUGAAGAAGUAUGGGUUCCACGGAAUCAGUUACCAGUUCAUCACAUAUUCGGUGUCCAGGUUCCUCAGCAAAUCGCCGAAGGACCUGAACAUCAUCGCGCUACACCUUGGCAGUGGUGCCAGCGCUUGCGCGAUCAAGGCCGGAAAAAGCUGGGAUACCAGCAUGGGCUUGACGCCUCUGGCAGGCUUGCCGGGUGCCACUCGUAGUGGCAGCGUGGAUCCCAGUCUGGUAUUUCACUACGCCAGUGACGUGGGCAAGCUUUCCCCAUCUUCGACAAAGGAGCUGCACAUCUCACGUGCCGAGGAGAUCCUGAACAAGGAAAGCGGCUGGAAAGCUCUCACGGGCACGACCAACUUUGGCAUCAUCGCCGCGUCAGACGAGCCCAAGCACAAGCUCGCCUUUGACCUCUUCGUAGAUCGUAUAUGCGGGUUCGUGGGAAGCUACUACGUAUCGCUCGGCGGCAAGGUGGACGCGUUGGUCUUCGCGGGCGGCAUCGGCGAGAAGAGUGACAAGCUGCGCCGGCGGGUCGUCGAGCAGGUUUCGUGUUUGGGGUUCGAAGUGGAUGAUGCGCUGAACGGCAAGCAGAUCGAGGACGUCGUGCAAGAUGUCGGCAAGAAAGGCGCAAAGCACCGGACGCUGGUCUGUCUUACGGAUGAGCAGUUCGAGAUGGCCAGGGGUUGUGCCGAGGACCCCGAAUUAAAGUGA